UUUCUAAAUAUAUUUAAUUUAUUUAUCUACAACACAAUAAUGGAAUGGUUUAAUGGAACAGUUGACGAUGCUUUGACUGAAUAUCAACAGAAGAAAGGAAUUUUGAUUGUUUAUGUUUAUGCAGAAAAUGAUGACAACUCCUCAAAACUCGAUGACCUUUUAAACUCUUUGGACAUUUCUGUUUUUGAAAGUAUUCCUUAUGUUGCUAUUCGUAUGGUUAAGGAAUCUGAAAAUGCUAAACAAUUUGCACAAUUCUUUCCUACGCUUACUGUUCCAGUUUGUUAUAUUUUGGGGAUGAAUGCUCAACCUUUGGAGGUAAUUACAGGCUUGUCGGGCGUUACUUUAGACAAAUUGUUGGUUGAAUUUAAGAAGGCUGUUUUGUUAUUUAAAGAACAAAUUGGUGAAAUGAAGAAAGAUGACAUUCCUAAAGACAAAGUAGCGGAUCGAAUUGAGGAUAAAAAGGAAGAAACUGCUGUUGAAGGGAAAGGGGAGGCUGCUCCCGGAGAUGCAGGAGCUUCUGCUGAUACGACAACCAGUCAGGAGAAAUUGGAAUAUUAUCGCAAAUUGCUUGACGAGAAGAAAAAAUCGGAUGCUAAAAAAGAAGAGGAGGAAAAACAUAAAAAAGAAAUGGAACGUCGAAUGGAUGGUAAAGCUAUGGCUGAACUUCGUGAAAAACAAAGGGAAAGAGAAUUGAAAGAAGCAGCAGAAGAGCGUCGUCGUCAAAAAGCGGAAGAUGCUCAAGCAUUGCAACGAUUAAGAGAUCAAAUUAAAUUGGAUAAAGAAGAACGUGCUGCUGCGGCUGCUUCCAAAAAUGGAACUGCUGGAGGAGAAGAAGGAAAUGUUAAAAAGGCAGAAAAAAAAGUGGAGGCUGUGGAAAUGAAUAAACCUGUUAAUAGUGAUGAAUGCCGCAUUCAGUGCCGUUUCCCAGAUGGUCAAACUUUAAUUAAAGUCUUCCCGUCUAAGGAACCUCUUCAAGUUGUUUAUGAUGCUGUUAAUGAGGAUGCUCGCAAGCCUACAAGUUUUUUUCUGAUGCAAACUUAUCCUCGUAAGAAGUUGACUGAUAUGAAUAAAUCGUUAUUGGAGUUAGGUCUUACUCCUUCCGCUGUUUUACUAGUCGUUUCGUCAAAGGAUGGGAAUGAAAAUAAUCGUGGAGGUGGAUCAAUAAUCCCAACAUAUGGAUAUUUUGAAAUGCUUAUUGGAUUCUUUUUUCUUCCAUUCUCGGCAAUAUGGCGAUUUUUAAAUUCUUUUUGGAAUAAUGGAGGAAGAACAAAUCAAGGAGGAACAAUAAAUACUUUGAGAGAAAAUAAUGACAAAAAUGAUGACAACAAAGAUUCUUCCAAAAAGAAAAAUGAUAAAGGAGAAUCGACUGUAAAGGAUGGAAAUAUACGACGUUUUAAAGAAGAUGCAGAUGAUCAUUCCGAUUCUGAAGCUAUGUGGAAUGGAAAUUCAACACAACAAUUGUAA
Meloidogyne enterolobii is the source of this 1464-nucleotide messenger RNA. NCBI's taxonomy places the organism in Eukaryota, Metazoa, Nematoda, Chromadorea, Rhabditida, Meloidogynidae. The record is from the annotation of a GenBank genome assembly.